AUGGGCAUGGCAGGUCAUCGUGGAGCAAUGUGGCUUCUUCCUGUUGUCCUCCCUUUCCUGCAGAUGAGGCAGACAGAUGGGAACCAAUGCAGUUCAAAUCCUUGUCACUAUGGUGGCCACUGUAAAGAUGGAAUUGGUUCCUACACUUGCACGUGCUUGGAUGGUUAUCAAGGCAAGAACUGUGAAUUUGUCAUACCAAAAUUCUGCAGAAUAAACAACGGGGACUGUGAGCAGUUCUGCAGUGUCCGAAGAGAUGGACGGAAGGAUGUGUUGUGUUCCUGUGCAGAUGGGUAUGUUCUAGCAGAGGAUGGCAAGCACUGUGUUGCAACAGUAAAAUACCCUUGUGGAAAAGUUUUUGUGGGAAGGAAAAAAAGGUCUGUUCUUUCACCUGCUGACUACAACAAUGGAACGACUGAUCAAGAAGACCCUCCUGCAAACGAAACAAGCACAGAGGAGUACUUUGCAAUUACCACAGAAAGCCCAACCCCUCCACCUGACAAUAGAACAAGCAGCAAGAAUCCAUAUGUCAAUACCAGGAUAGUUGGUGGGGAUGAGUGUCCUCCUGGCCAAUGCCCAUGGCAGGCUGUUCUGUUAAACGAGGAAGGAGAAGAGUUUUGUGGUGGAACAAUUCUGAAUGAAAAUUUUAUACUUACUGCAGCUCAUUGUAUGAACCAGUCCAAAGAAAUCAAAGUUGUUGUUGGUGAAGUGGACAGAGAGAAGAAAGAGCCAUAUGAAUCAAUGCAUACUGUGGACAAAAUAUUUGUUCAUUCCAAAUUUAUUAUUGAGACUUACGAUAAUGACAUUGCCUUGUUAAAGCUGAAGGAACCUAUCAGGUUUUCAGAGUACGUCAUCGCAGCAUGUCUCCCGAAAGCAGACUUUGCUAAUGAAGUUCUGAUGAACCAAAAAUCUGGGAGGGUUAGUGGCUUUGGACGUGAAGCUGAUGGGGGAGAACUCCCCAAAAAACUGAAGGUGCUUGAACUCCCCUAUGUUAAUAGGAGCACUUGCAAGCAAUCCACUAACUUUCCAUUAACUGAGAAUAUGUUCUGUGCUGGUUACGACACAGAGCAAAAGGAUGCUUGCCAAGGAGACAGUGGUGGCCCCCAUGUGACCAGAUAUAAGGACACUUAUUUUGUUACUGGAAUUGUUAGCUGGGGUGAAGGAUGUGCAAGGAAAGGCAAAUAUGGUGUCUAUACCAAACUGUCCCGCUUCUUGCGUUGGGUCAGAACAGUCAUGAGUUUGUAGUGGUGGUGUGUCCCUCGAUCUCUCUUGUUAGCUGCCAAGGUGCCGGAUGGGUAAUGGGACCUUUCUUUUCCUGCACAUCUGCUAAGUUUGUUUCAAGAUCUGAGUCCUUAAAGUUAUGGUCUGCUUCCAUUUAUAUUAUUCCUGGCUUUAAAGCACAUCUCUGUGGACUGUGGAGGUGUUUGGAAUUGGUUGAAUGAGGGACUUUCCCCAAACAAAAAGGCUGCUGAGUGGGGUCUUUGGCUUCCUUUACUUAUUUACCAAUGACUGUUUUGGUUCCUAUCUGUUGACAGGAGUGCUCCUACCAGAGGAGCACUAAAUAUCUUCUGAACAGUCGCUAGUCACGAUGAAAGCAGGAAGGACAGGACUCAGUUAAUCCUCAUAUUGCAGUUGUCUGGCUCAGCAGGGAGUUUGUCCUUACUGGAGUUGCUUUGCUUCUACCUUAAGAUGUGUUCAGAAGAUUAAGGGACAUGGGGAACUUGCAUGGCAAAGGCUGAGACAGAAUUAAUUAAUCAAUGUGUAAGGCUAAAUAACCACAUGUUCCACAAAAUGCCCUCCUAAUAUCAUGGCAGCUCAUUAAAGAGGGGUUUGCUUUAUAAGGAUUGUACUUCACUCUAGUUUAAUUUGUACACUCUCCUCAUCAGAAAAUGUAUAUGUGCACAUUCACUAUUUUUCAUGUCUUAUUCUGGAUUGUGUACAGCUAAGGAUUGGAAAGUUCCUGGCAUGCGUAUUGUUCUAGAUGUUUCUGUUAGGUGCAAUAUUGAUGUA
Messenger RNA from Hirundo rustica (Barn swallow), 2007 nucleotides. Its product is annotated as coagulation factor X-like. The record is from RefSeq and is a predicted model, not a curated record. Bases 1 to 1242 code for a protein of 413 amino acids. The transcript has 6 exons. Gene Ontology annotation, molecular function: serine-type endopeptidase activity; calcium ion binding. Gene Ontology annotation, biological process: blood coagulation; proteolysis. NCBI's taxonomy places the organism in Eukaryota, Metazoa, Chordata, Aves, Passeriformes, Hirundinidae.